AUGAAUAAGAAUUGGAUGGGUAAUACCAGAAAGGUAGUAAAAAAAAGAAAGAAUAUCAAUUAUCAAAGACAAUACUUUUUAAGAAAUAAAAUACAACAACAACAACAACAACAACAACAACAACAACAACUACACAAUCAACCACCAAUCUACAAACAAUCAAAUGACAUUAAUGAUGAUGAUAAUAAUCAUUUAAUUAAAGGCAUUUUAGAUCCAUUUAUUCAAACUAUUGAUUUGUUGGAUAUUUCUUUUGGUGAAUCCCAACCUCCUACUCCACUCCCUCCCAUCAAACUAUCAAAACCAAAUACAUUAUUUGGUAGAAACAACAACAACCAUAUAUUGACAACAACACCAACAACUACCAAUAGAUUACAAAUAUUUGUUGAUAAACAUUGA
This is a messenger RNA of Cavenderia fasciculata, 396 nucleotides long. RefSeq lists its product as uncharacterized. The record is from RefSeq and is a predicted model, not a curated record. NCBI's taxonomy places the organism in Eukaryota, Evosea, Eumycetozoa, Acytosteliales, Cavenderiaceae. The transcript has a single exon. The coding region runs from base 1 to 396 and encodes 131 amino acids.